GUGCCAAUUAGCCGUAUGAGACAAAAGGAUGAGGCUUUUGCUGCUCACCGUUCAUCCAAGAUAAAACCCUUUUUUUUCUGCAAAAACUGAAAACCAAGAUAUAACACCAGAAAGAAGAAAGAGAGGGGGGAGAGAGGCCUUUCAUUUUGGAGCAAAGAGAACCCAGAAACAACAGGGGAGAUAAUCUUGGAAACAAACCAGAGAGGAAAAAUAAUGGCACUCAGGAUUUGGGCAUCUUCCACUGCCAAUGCUUUAGGCCUCUCUGUUGCUUCCAAAGCUCCAGCCCUGGCGCCUCUGUCCAGAUGCUUCUCCUCUGUUCUGGACGGCUUAAAGUAUGCAAAGUCGCACGAGUGGGUGAAGCAUGAAGGUUCUGUUGCUCUUGUUGGCAUCACAGAUCAUGCUCAGGAUCACUUGGGGGAAGUGGUGUUCGUGGAGUUGCCGGAGGUAGGCGCUGCCGUGAGCCAAGGCGGCAGCUUUGCUAACAUUGAGAGUGUGAAGGCAACCAGCGACGUGAACUCCCCCGUCUCCGGCGAGGUCGUGGAAGUCAACGACAAGCUCGGUGAAGCCCCAGGCCUGGUGAAUUCGAGCCCAUAUGAAGACGGGUGGAUGAUAAAGGUGAAGCCCAGCAACCCAUCGGAGUUGGAAAGCUUGAUGGGCCCAAAGGACUACACAAAAUUCUGCGAGGAAGAAGAUGCUGCUCAUUGAUUUUUCAAGUGCUUUUAUGUAAAAAUUGCAAAAAUUGUCUCCCCCCCUUUUGUUGGACUAACUUGGCAUUUUGCAUUACAAUCUCGACGUGUGUUAUUUUGGAUUCACAAUCACAAGAUAAUAUAACGAAAUAAAUAGUCAUUCCUUUUCUCCCUUUGUGAUUCUUGCACAAUGAACGUCGAUGGGCAUUUCUUUCGUAUAGCACGAUGAGAAAUUUAUCAGUAAGCCCCCACACUAGGUAAAAUAUACUAAAAUCGACCUUCGAUCCUGUUCGUUUCGUAAUCAGACGAUUACUAUUUUGUCGGCGCAAGAGAUUAAUCAACCUUCGGCCCAUUGAAUAAACGCUGUUUGUGGGCCGGCCCAUUUAAUAAACGGUGAUUAAAUAU
Molecule: messenger RNA, 1091 nt
Organism: Linum trigynum
Lineage: Eukaryota; Viridiplantae; Streptophyta; Magnoliopsida; Malpighiales; Linaceae
Source: the annotation of a GenBank genome assembly